Messenger RNA from Paramecium tetraurelia, 753 nucleotides. RefSeq lists its product as uncharacterized. The transcript has a single exon. Gene Ontology annotation, cellular component: cytosolic [4Fe-4S] assembly targeting complex. Gene Ontology annotation, biological process: iron-sulfur cluster assembly. Gene Ontology annotation, molecular function: protein binding. The record is from RefSeq and is a predicted model, not a curated record. NCBI's taxonomy places the organism in Eukaryota, Ciliophora, Oligohymenophorea, Peniculida, Parameciidae.
AUGCUUAAGGAUAAGAAUGAUAGAUAAUAAUCUUAAGAAUAAUCAAAGGAAACGUAAUUCACUUAUGAAUUGCUUCCUCAAAUUUACAUUCAAAAAAAAAUGUGUUGGGCAAUUGCCUUUGAUUAUCAUACAAAAUUUUUAAUAACGGGAGCUGAAUCCAACAUCAUAACUAUGCAAUUCAAAAGUGGGGCAUUAAAAAGGAUUCAAAUUAUUUAAAAACAUGAAUCCUGGAUAACUACCCUUAAUUUCUUCAGAUAAAUGCCAUUAUUUAUAUCUGGAUCAUCUUGCAUUAAAAUAUGGUCUUAAAACUAGUAAGCCAAUCCAAAGUUUCUAAUGAAAUUAUCAGAGCACAUUUCAAAUAUUCAAUGUUUAGUACUUCGUAAUUUAAACCCGUUGGUUAUAAUUAGUGGUUCUAAAGACAAGAAUAUAAAAUUUUGGUAUUAAUAGGAAGCGCAGUGGAUUUGUAAAUAAACAAUUAGAGAGCAUUCAAAUACAGUUUGUGGGUUGUCUUUAAAUUAAGAAGGCAACACUUUAAUUUCUUGUGGAGAGGAUGAUGUUAUCAACAUUAUAAAAUGUUAGGAUGAUCAUCAAUGGAAGGUUGUUUAAAAAUUGGAAGGAUAGGGUGUUAGAUUGUCAUUUAUAUCUAAGGACAUAUUUGUAUUUUAACCAUGGUAAGGUAGUAAACUUGAACUCUAUACAUAUUCAACAUAGAGUGGAUUAUAUUAUAAAUAUCAGGAAUUACCAAUUUAAUGA